GCAGGUUCUGUGUCCUUUCUUCUCGCGAAUCCCGCCCCUUGUUCCCGGGCACUGGGCGUUUUUCCGCGGAGCGCGUGUUUCUGUUUAUUUACACUAGUUUUAAAGGAUUUGAAAUCGAGUGAAUUCUCUGACAUUUGAGCACACGACCCAGAAAUACUUGGAGAAAAAACUGGUUCCAAAGGACCGGGACUGACCGCAGAAAUGAGUCCUGCAGAUGCCCUUGAUGAUGAAAAUACAUUUAAAAUCUUAGUUGCCACCGAUAUUCAUCUGGGAUUUAUGGAGAAAGAUGCAGUCAGAGGAAAUGAUACAUUUGUAACAUUUGAUGAGAUUUUAAGACUUGCCCAGGAAAAUGAAGUGGAUUUUAUUUUGUUAGGUGGUGAUCUUUUUCAUGAAAAUAAGCCCUCAAGAAAAGCAUUACAUACCUGCCUCGAGUUAUUAAGAAAGUACUGCAUGGGUGACCGGCCUGUACAGUUUGAGAUUCUCAGUGACCAGUCAGUCAACUUUGGUUUUAGUAAGUUUCCGUGGGUAAACUACCAAGAUGGCAAUCUCAACAUUUCGAUUCCAGUGUUCAGUAUCCAUGGCAAUCAUGAUGAUCCCACAGGGGCGGAUGCCCUCUGCGCCCUGGACAUACUAAGCUGUGCUGGAUUUGUAAACCACUUUGGACGUUCGGUGUCUGUGGAGAAGAUAGACAUUAGUCCAGUUCUCCUCCAAAAAGGAAGCACAAAAAUUGCUCUGUAUGGCUUAGGGUCCAUUCCAGAUGAAAGGCUCUAUCGAAUGUUUGUCAAUAAAAAGGUAACAAUGUUGAGACCAAAAGAAGAUGAGAACUCUUGGUUUAACUUAUUUGUGAUUCAUCAGAACAGGAGUAAACACGGAAAUACUAACUUCAUUCCAGAACAAUUUUUGGAUGACUUCAUUGAUCUUGUUAUCUGGGGCCAUGAACAUGAGUGUAAAAUAGCUCCGACCAAAAAUGAACAACAACUCUUUUAUGUAUCACAACCUGGAAGUUCAGUGGUUACUUCUCUUUCCCCAGGAGAGACUGUAAAGAAACAUGUUGGUUUGCUGCGUAUUAAGGGAAGGAAGAUGAAUAUGCAGAAAAUCCCUCUCCACACAGUACGGCAGUUUUUUAUGGAGGAUAUUGUUCUGGCCAAUCACCCAGACAUUUUUAACCCAGAUAAUCCUAAAGUAACCCAGACCAUUCAGAGCUUCUGUUUGGAGAAGAUUAAAGAAAUGCUUGAAAAUGCUGAGCGAGAACGUCUGGGAAAUUCUCGACAGCCAGAGAAGCCUCUCAUUCGACUUCGAGUGGACUACAGCGGAGGUUUCGAACCUUUCAGUGUACUUCGCUUUAGCCAGAAAUUUGUGGAUCAGGUAGCUAAUCCAAAAGAUGUUAUCCAUUUUUUCAGGCAUAGAGAACAAAAGGAAAACACAGGAGAAGAGAUCAACUUUGGGAAGUUCAUCACAAAACCUUCAGAAGGAACAACUCUAAGAGUAGAAGACCUUGUAAAACAGUAUUUUCAAACUGCAGAAAAGAAUGUGCAGCUCUCGCUUCUCACCGAAAGAGGAAUGGGUGAAGCAGUACAAGAAUUUGUGGACAAGGAAGAAAAAGAUGCCAUAGAGGAACUAGUGAAAUUCCAGUUGGAAAAAACACAGCGAUUUCUUAAAGAACGUCAUAUUGAUGCCCUGGAAGAUAAAAUCGACGAAGAGGUGCGGCGUUUCAGAGAAAGCAGACAAAAAAACACUAAUGAAGAAGAUGAUGAAGUUCGAGAGGCUAUGACCAGGGCCAGAGCCCUCAGAUCUCAGUCUGAGGACUCUGCUUCCGCCUUUAGUACUGAGGACCUUAUGAGUAUAGAUUUUGCAGAGCAGAUGGCCGAUGACUCUGACGAUGACAUCGCAGCAGCAGCCAACAAAGGAAGAGGCCGUGGAAGAGGCCGACGAGGGGGAAGAGGCCAGAGUUCAGCCCCGAGGGGAGGGUCUCAGAGAGGAAGAGCAGGCAGUGGUCUGGAUACUUCUACUCGAGGCAGGAGUUCAAAGGCUGCUUUGUCAACCUCUAGAAAUAUGUCUAUUAUAGAUGCCUUUAAAUCUACAAGACAGCAGCCGUCCCGAAAUGUUGCUACUAAGAAUUAUACAGAGAUGAUUGAAGUAGAUGAGUCGGAUGAGGAAGAAGACAUGUUUCCUACCACUUCAAAAACAGAGCAGAGGUGGCCAAGCACAUCAUCAUUAUCAAGCAAGCGCAUGUCCCAGAGCCAGAUAGCUAAAGGCGUCGAUUUUGAAUCCGAUGAGGAUGACGACGAUGAUCCUUUUAUGAACACUAGCUCUUUAAAAGGAAACAGAAGAUAAUAUAUUUAAUAGCACUUCGAAGCAUUCAAGAUUCAGGAAAAAUCAAAACACUGCAAGCCUAGAGUUUACAACUGAAGAGUUUUUUAAGCAUUGCUGUUAAUUAAAGAAUUUGAAAAAGA
Molecule: messenger RNA, 2453 nt
Organism: Suricata suricatta (meerkat)
Lineage: Eukaryota; Metazoa; Chordata; Mammalia; Carnivora; Herpestidae
Gene: MRE11
Product: MRE11 homolog, double strand break repair nuclease
Exons: 21
Coding region: 202-2334 (710 amino acids)
Biological process (GO): double-strand break repair via nonhomologous end joining; double-strand break repair via homologous recombination; mitotic intra-S DNA damage checkpoint signaling
Cellular component (GO): Mre11 complex; nucleus
Molecular function (GO): 3'-5'-DNA exonuclease activity; DNA endonuclease activity; manganese ion binding
Source: RefSeq, a predicted model, not a curated record